Menidia menidia (Atlantic silverside) is the source of this 252-nucleotide messenger RNA. Lineage: Eukaryota; Metazoa; Chordata; Actinopteri; Atheriniformes; Atherinopsidae. The record is from the annotation of a GenBank genome assembly.
UUGGGCCCCUCUGUCUCCUCACAGGCUCAGGAAGAGGCAGCCCGCCUGGCAUCAAUGCCAGCCUGGAGAAGAGACAUGAUGAAGAAGAAGUUGGAUGAAGAGAAACAAGCCGAACAGCAGGCCAAACAGGCAAAAGAGAUCGAGGAGAAGACGGAGCAGGAGCGGCUACGGACCCUGGGCUACGACGAGACCAAGCUGGCCCCCUGGCAGCGGCAGAUAAUUCUGAAGAAAGGUGAUAUAGCCAAAAAGUGA